AUGGUUAAGGUUGUGAAUGAACCACCACGAAGGGGCCGAGGCCGGCCGAGAAAAACAGAGAAAGCAGCAUCAAAGAAACCAUCUGCUUGUACAAGUAAAAGGUUCACAAGUUCUGCCAAUACUAGAAUGGUGAAAUGGUGCCCUGAGAUAGACUAUCCUUCCAAGGACCACAUUGAUGAUGACAACACGGUUAAGGUUGAGAAUGAACCGCCACGAAGAGGCCGAGGCCGGCCGAGGAAAAAAUUGAAAGCAGCAGUAGAAGUAUCAUCUCCUUCUACAAGUAAAACAUUGUGGAGUUCUGUCAAAACUGGAGAUGUAGAGAAGGGCCCUGAUAAACAAAACUGGAUGCUGUGUUGCAAGAAUGAAGAAGCUAGUCAAUCUGAAGAGACAGGUCUUAAGAUGCCAACAAUUCCAAGUGCCAGUGUUGAUCCUGAUAAAAGAUUUCAUGUCAUGCAAGUAUUCUGUUACGAAACAGUGGCCUGUAACAUUGCCAUUUUGUCCUCCGGUUGGGUCUCGUUCGCUCGAGAAAAUAACUUGAAAGCUGGAGAUAUUUGUAUCUUUGAGCUUGUUUACAGAGAAGGUGCAGAGCUUGAUGCUCAUAUUUUUCGAAGGAAUGCUUAA
Arachis stenosperma is the source of this 621-nucleotide messenger RNA. RefSeq lists its product as uncharacterized. Gene Ontology annotation, biological process: regulation of DNA-templated transcription. Gene Ontology annotation, molecular function: DNA binding. The record is from RefSeq and is a predicted model, not a curated record. The coding region runs from base 1 to 621 and encodes 206 amino acids. The transcript is spliced from 2 exons. Gene Ontology annotation, cellular component: nucleus; chromatin. NCBI's taxonomy places the organism in Eukaryota, Viridiplantae, Streptophyta, Magnoliopsida, Fabales, Fabaceae.